AUGCCAAUAAACAAUCAACAUAUCCUCUCCUUAGUAUAUGCAGUAAAGGAGAUCAAUAGGAACCCAAAUAUCUUACCAAACAUCAGCAUUGGAUUCCACAUCUCUAACGGUUAUAUUGAUGCAAGGAUGAUAUAUCUGAACACCUUGAAGCUUCUAUCCAGCCAGGAAAGGACUGUCCCUAAUUACAGUUGUGAGAAAAGGAAUAAGUUACUAGUUGUUAUUGGGGAAUCUGACUCCGAAAACUCACUUCUGAUGGCCAACAUCUUAAUCACCUACAAGAUUCCACAGCUACACCAUUUCCUGAGCAGAAUCUCAUUUAACAACAGUGUUGGAGACCAUGUGUCUUUCAAUGAAAAUGGUGAAUUAAGAUCUGGUUACGAUAUUACAAAUUUGAUUGGUUUCCCAAACAAGUCCUUUUUAAAUAUCAAGGUAGGAAGGAUUGAUCCAGAGGCUUCAUCAGGCAAGCAGUUCAUCAUUAAUGAAGACCUCAUUGUAUGGCACAAAGAGUUUAACAAGGUGGCACCAACUGCUGUCUGCAAUGAAAAUUGUCAUCCAGGUUACAGCAGGAAAAAGCAAGAGGGGAAGCCAUUUUGUUGCUUUGAUUGUGUUCCAUGUCCAGGUGGGAAGAUUUCAGAUAAGAAAGAUAUGGACGACUGUUUCAAAUGUCCAGAAGAGCAAUAUCCCAACAGACAUCAAGAUAAAUGCCUGCCAAAGGGUUUAAACUUUCUGACUUACAAUGAAGUUUUGGGUAUCAGUUUAGCCCUUUUAGCUUGUUCUUUUGCUCUGCUCACGACUGCAGUGCUUGGAAUCUUCAUUAAGCACAGGAAUACUCCCAUUGUCAAAGCCAACAAUCGGGAUCUCUCUUAUCUUCUCCUAAUUUCCCUUCUGCUCUGCUUCCUCUCCUCUUUGCUGUUCAUCGGCCGUCCUGGGAAAGUGAUCUGCCCUUUACGACAAAUGGCUUUUGCUAUUAUUUUCUCAGUCGCUAUCUCUUGUGUAUUGGCAAAAACCAUCACUGUAGUUCUGGCUUUUAUGGCCACUAAGCCAGGAUCAAUGAUAAAGAAAUGGGUAGGAAAAAAAUUGUCAAAUUCCAUUGUUCUUUUUGGCUCCCUAAUUCAGAUAGGGAUUUGUGUUUCCUGGCUAUAUACAGCUUGCCCUUACCCAAAUAUGGACAUGCUCUCCUUAAGUGAAGAAAUUGUACUUGAGUGUAACAAAGGAUCCGUUCUUCUGUUUUACUGUAUUCUCAGCUAUCUAGGGUCUCUGGCUAUUGUCAGCUUUAUUAUGGCUUUUCUGGCCAGGAAGUUGCCCAGUAGUUUCAAUGAAGCCAAAUUCAUAACCUUCAGCAUGUUGGUCUUUUGCAAUGUUUGGUUGUCCUUUGUUCCAACAUACCUAAGCACCAAGGGAAAAUAUAUGGUGGCUGUGGAGAUCUUUGCUUUCUUGAGUUCCAGUGCUGGAUUACUUGGUUGUAUUUUCCUCCCCAAGUGUUACAUAAUUGUCCUGAGGCCUGAACUAAAUAAAAAGAGCCAACUAACAAGGAGAAAUAUGGGCUAUGGGGGUUGA
Messenger RNA from Python bivittatus (Burmese python), 1557 nucleotides. Lineage: Eukaryota; Metazoa; Chordata; Lepidosauria; Squamata; Pythonidae. The record is from RefSeq and is a predicted model, not a curated record.